AUGAUUUAUAUCAUCAAAAUCAACUGGAGACCACCAAGAUCUUUCAUGGAACGCGGCAGUCUUCAUUAUCAUCUUUCAACCAACAAUGGGAUUCAACCAGCCUUUGGCCGCAACGAGUUCUCAUAUGCACCCGCGUUCUAUGCUUCAAGUGAUCCACAACAGGCAUUUGAACAUCCACUCCACAAUCAUCUAGUUGAAGUAGCAAUUUCAAUAUUACACGGAAACCGAUCACCAGGAAACGAAGAACCUCCGUUCAACGUCUACCGAUUUUUGAAGUACUCGCAGCCAAACUUGACCGAUUAG
Puccinia graminis f. sp. tritici CRL 75-36-700-3 is the source of this 303-nucleotide messenger RNA. RefSeq lists its product as uncharacterized. Lineage: Eukaryota; Fungi; Basidiomycota; Pucciniomycetes; Pucciniales; Pucciniaceae. Bases 1 to 303 code for a protein of 100 amino acids. The transcript is spliced from 2 exons. The record is from RefSeq and is a predicted model, not a curated record.